Molecule: messenger RNA, 4194 nt
Organism: Nicrophorus vespilloides
Lineage: Eukaryota; Metazoa; Arthropoda; Insecta; Coleoptera; Silphidae
Gene: ATP7
Product: copper-transporting ATPase 1
Exons: 13
Coding region: 262-4074 (1270 amino acids)
Biological process (GO): monoatomic cation transport; copper ion homeostasis
Cellular component (GO): membrane; perinuclear region of cytoplasm; trans-Golgi network
Molecular function (GO): ATP hydrolysis activity; copper ion binding; ATP binding
Source: RefSeq, a predicted model, not a curated record
UUCGUGGGUUAUCACGUUGGGGGUGGGAUUCCCGAUUUUUAAAACAUUCUAAAUUUUUCUCGCAAUUCCCGAACCCACCCACGAAAAUAAAUGCUUUUGUAGUCUGUGAUGUUGACUCACACUGUCUUAUCAACUGGGAGCAAGUGGUUCAUCAACAAAGGGGGUUCCUUUAUCUUCAUAAUAGUUUAAAAAUACAUUGAACACACAUAUACUUUUGAUUCAUCACAAAAGAAAUUUAAAUGUGCACAGCAUUUAACAAACAUGGAUAGAGAUACAGUAAAGUUCACACUGAAUGGAGAUGAUUCAGGGAAUUUUGAGGAUUUCAAAGUGCAGAUACACAAAUUUGAUGGGGUUGUGUCUGCACCCACAGAUGGCUCAUAUGCAGAGGUAUUGCCUAAAGGAAAGUUCACAGUUGUACAGGAGGCUUCGGACUCGUUGGCGGGAUAUGAACCGGUGAUCAAUCAGACUUCCAACGAGCUCCUGUACUUCGACGAUGGAGAUGGUGCGAAUGGAGAGCUUCUUCCUAGCACCGAAGAAGUCCUAAAGAUUUCCAUCAUUGGAAUGACAUGUCAGUCCUGCGUGAAAUCAAUUGAAGGAACAAUCGGCAGCAAACCAGGCAUCAACUCGAUCAAGGUCGAUCUGCAGGAAAAGAACGCGAUCGUUUCAUACGAUCCGAACCAGUUAGAGCCUCAAGACAUAGCAGACGCCAUCGAAGAUAUGGGCUUCGAGGCUCCGCUUCCUCUUCUCGUUAGCGAAUACGGAGUCAGCCAGUGCGAGGUGUACAUUGAUGGCAUGACCUGUAAUUCCUGCGUACAAACCAUAGAAGGCAUGAUAUCCACCAAUGAAGGAGUCAAGGAAAUCAAAGUAAACCUUCAAGGGAAGCAGGGCAUCAUCAAAUACGUAUCGAGCAUCAUUACACCAGAAGAGAUUAGUGAGCAAAUCAACGAUAUGGGCUUCGAUGCCUACGUAAAAAGUGUAGACGGCAAAAUCGUUGAAAGGGAAAAAGAUUCUGAAGAAAAGAAAUCCAAUGUUUCUAAAGAAGCUGUGGGUAAUGGAUCCGUGGCUAUCAAUAUAAAAUUGCACACCUGCCAAUUGCACGUGAAGGGGAUGACGUGUGGAUCCUGUGUCGCAGCUAUCGAAAAGCACUGCUACAAAAUAAAUGGUUGUCACAAGAUAUUAGUAGCUCUUUUAGCUGCGAGGGCAGAGAUCCAAUACGAUCCUUCUGUAGUAACUCCCGCCGAGUUAGCCGCCUCCAUCACAGAACUCGGCUUUCCUGCUAGUGUUUUGCAAAGUAACGGAGCUGGAGAGGCCGAGGUAGACUUGAGGAUCGAAGGAAUGACCUGCUCUAGUUGCGUCCACAAAAUUGAAUCACACGUCAGUAAGAUGGAUGGCGUGAUCAACGCGACCGUAGCUCUGACUACGCAUAAGGGCAAAUUUAGAUAUGAUCCAGAGGUCACCGGACCUAGAAACAUCAUAGAGGCCAUCGAGAGGCAAGGUUUCAAGGCCGAGCUUUUCAUACGCGAGAAGGAUGGUGAUUACUUGCAACAGAAGCAGGAGAUUCGUAAAUGGAGAAAUUCGUUCUUAUUUUCGUUAACUUUCGGAGGACCGUGCAUGGUCGCCAUGAUCUAUUUCAUGGCUUUAAUGUCAGCUGGGGCUUCACAUUCUGACAUGUGCUGCGUUGUACCAGGUUUAUCUUUGGAAAAUCUGGUUAUGUGGUCCUUAUCAACUUUGGUACUAGUCUUCGGUGGACGUCACUUUUUCAUCCAAGCUUACAAGGCGUUGAAACAUCACACUACCAAUAUGGAUGUGCUAAUUGCUAUGGCAACGUCCAUAUCUUACAUCUACAGUGUGUGUGUUGUCACAGCCGCGAUGAUCUUGCAGCAACACACUUCUCCGCAGACGUUCUUCGAUACACCACCCAUGUUGCUAGUCUUCAUUAGCUUGGGUCGAUGGCUGGAACACAUUGCUAAAGGAAAAACAUCCGAAGCUUUGUCACGACUUCUGUCUUUGAAAGCCACCGAAGCAGUCCUAGUCACUUUGGGUCCUAAGAAUAAUAUCGAAAAGGAACGCACCGUUAACGUGGAUUUAGUGCAGAGGGGUGAUUACCUGAAGGUAGUUCCCGGAGCCAAAGUCCCUGUGGACGGGAAAGUGAUCCAAGGACAAUCUAUGUGCGACGAGAGCCUCAUUACGGGCGAAAGUAUGCCGGUGAAUAAAAAGAAAGGCAGCUCAGUUAUCGGCGGUUCGAUUAAUCAACACGGUCUUUUGGUAAUGCAAGCCACCCAUACCGGAGAAGCUACCACGCUUUCCCAAAUUGUGAAACUCGUGGAAGAGGCGCAAACAUCUAAGGCUCCCAUUCAACAGUUGGCGGAUCGUAUCGCCGGUUACUUCGUUCCCAUAGUUGUCUUCUUGGCUCUCCUCACGCUAGUAGUUUGGUCCAUCAUCGGAUUCAUCGACAUCAGUUAUCUUCCCAUUUCAGAACACGAAAAACAUUCCUUUAGCAAAACCGAAUUGAUUCUUCAAUUCGUAUUCAAAUGUGCUUUAAGCGUAUUGGCCAUUGCUUGCCCAUGUGCUUUAGGUCUUGCCACUCCCACCGCGGUCAUGGUAGGCACCGGUGUUGGAGCAACAAACGGUAUCCUAAUCAAGGGAGCCGAACCUCUGGAGAAUGCACACAAAGUAAAAGCGAUUCUUUUCGAUAAAACCGGAACAAUUACCAAGGGCCAACCGGAAGUGGCUGCGGUGUGGUUGCUGGGCGACCAAUUAAGUCCAUCGGUGAUUUUUGCGGUGCUCGGUUGCGCGGAGAAGAACUCGGAACAUCCAAUUGCUUCAUCCAUUAUUCGAUUCGUCGAAGAGACCUUCCAAUGCGAGGCUAUAGGCAGCAGCAGCGACUUUCAAGCUGUUCCUGGAUGCGGAUUGCGUUGUAAGAUAAGUGGCAUCGAGCAAGUCAUUUCGGCUGCUAAGAACUCCACGGAAUUCUCGAGAUUCUUAAGCGUGUGCGCUUCAGGAAGUUCCGGCAUCAUUACCUUAAAUGAUGUUGAUGUAGAAGUUGCUAACACACAAUCACUUAAAUUAGGACAACUUAUUGGAAUGACGAAUGACGAUGAAAGCGAUCCGAAUUUUGUAUACAACGUGAUCGUGGGUAAUCGUGAGUGGAUGAAUCGCAACGGUUUGAUAGUCAGCGCCGAUUUGGAUAGGAAGAUGAUGGCUGAAGAGGAGCAAGGAAGAUCGGCGGUUCUGUGCGCGAUCAAUGGUAACAUUGUGGCGAUGGUCAGCGUGGCGGAUACCGUUAAACCUGAAGCUCAUUUAGCCGUAUACUCGUUGAAGAAGAUGGGUCUCGAGGUUAUUCUUUUAACCGGUGAUAACAGGAAGACGGCUGCGAGCAUAGCAAAACAAGUGGGCAUCUCGAAAGUCUACGCUGAAGUGCUUCCAUCCCACAAAGUUGCUAGAGUGCAGAAAUUGCAAAGUAAAGGGAUAAAGGUUUGUAUGGUCGGUGACGGUAUCAACGAUUCACCUGCUUUGGCCCAAGCUGACGUUGGAAUGGCAAUUGCUUCUGGUACUGAUGUUGCCGUGGAAGCCGCUCACGUCGUGCUGAUGCGCAAUGAUCUUCUUGACGUGGUUGCCUGCUUAGAACUCAGCCGAAAAACUGUAAAGAGGAUCAGACUGAAUUUUUUAUUAGCCAGCCUUUACAAUCUAUUAUGUAUACCAUUGGCUGCUGGUGUCUUCAGCACGUUUGGUUUUAUGCUUGCCCCGUGGAUGGCGAGCGGUGCCAUGGCUCUUAGCAGCGUUUCAGUCGUAAGUAGUAGUUUAUUGUUGAAGCUGUGGAAGAAGCCAACGAAAGAGCAACUCACAACAACGGAGUAUCUAAUGCUUCGGAACAACGUUGAAUUGGAUACGAUAUCCAUCCACCGUGGCCUUGACGAUAUAGAGCAAACUAGUCCAACUACCCCAACUGGCCUCUCAAGAUUCCUGAACCGCAACAGACUCACAAGGGAGUAUCUUCUGAACGGAGACCAAGAAGACGAUGUCAGCGUCGACUUCAACGUCAAGCCACACAGCUCCCCAUCUUGCGUUCUCUAAAAUAAUCUCAUUCAAUAAUUAUUAUUACUUACUUAAAUUUAAGUUCCACGCCAAUUCGUUAUUCGUUUCAACCUUUUCAUGUGAUUUAUUUAAAAAGAAAACGCAUCACAGUAUUUUUAU